AUGUCGACAUUCGGGAUCAGCAUGGUCGAUUAUCUAUCAUCCACUAAGUUUCGUCUCGAAAGCGAUUUUCGAGUUGGUGGACCUCCCUCGUUAGCAGAAUUUCUUCCUGAGGGCGAGGAGCCAAAUUGGAGAAGCAUAGAAGAUGCUAUUAGAAAGUAUAUUCAACGGCCGGAAAAAUGAAAUGAGAUGGAUUUUGAUCACCUAACUACGUCGUCUGACCGGCGCCGAUUUUUCAGUUAAACCUUUAUUGGUUUUCCAGGCAACCAACAACCUUCAAAACCCCAAAAAAGCCUUCCGGAUUUCUUCAAAUUCUUAAUUUGUAAAAAACUAAGACCUAAUUCAAAAAUCGGCGCCGGUCAGGCGAUGUAGUUUCUUCUCCUCUUUGAAACAAAAAAAGAAUAAUGCAAUAUUAAAGGAGAUUUCUUUCUUUUAGAAAAUGAUUUUGAGAAAAUUGUUUCCAACAAGGAUUUGAGAAAAUGAAAAAGGUUUAAAAAAUCGAUAUGUUGUUAAUUUCAGUAAGUAAUGAAAAAUCAUUUGCAUGCUGUUUUCACAAGGAGGAAACAGCCCAUUAUAGACUAUCGGAAUCAAAAUAGAAUCAUAGAUGAGUCAGUUGCAAGUUCAUUCUGCCGUUUCAACUUCAGAACGCCAAAUUAAAACAAAAGCAGAUGCAUUGAACCAAUUUCCAUGAAUUUGUUUGUGCGUAUAUUUUUCGAUAGCUCCUCAGAGUUUCUGAAAGUUGUAGCUGUCUAUCUCUACUGGAUGUGAGGAUAUCAAGCUCACAGUAUUAACACACCCUUAAUCUAAUCUCUUGUGAUCAACCAACGAAAGGUUGUGGCUCUAUCAGUUCCAAAAUUUCUUUUUGUAUUUAGUCAUAUAGUGUUGAAUAGCAAUCAUAAAUGAUUUUCUACUCGACUGUCGGUAAUCUAUUCUUCUAGUGCUUCUCACAGUAUGUUCUGCUCAUCGACAUGUGAAGGUAUCCUCGCAGAGUGAUUGAAAAAGUCGAUUUCCUCAGGGUUUCGCUAACGUCUCAUUUUCGACAUAAGCAUGGUGAAUACGGAACUCCCGUCUGCACCCUAAAAAAUAUUCAUACUUAGCUUUUCUUUUAAACAGAAAGUGAUUUGGAAGUGCGAAAAGUUCUGUUGUCACAUACUUUGUCGAGAGUCUCUCGAUUUUGGCUAUCACGUGCUUAGAGAACGAUUCAGAAGAAGUCGUUUAACUUUUAACCAAAUUCAUAGAAACCGCAAAAUAGAAGAGCUCGUUUCUGAUUGGUCCGAUCGAUUGGCCAAUGGGACCUCGGAUUACACAUCGGACCUCAGAUUCGCUCCGGGGGGGGGGGGGGGGGGGGGGGGGGGGGGGGGGGGGGGGGGGGGGGGGGGGGGGGGGGGGGGGGGGGGGGGGGGGGGGGGGGGGGGGGGGGGGGGGGG
Messenger RNA from Didymodactylos carnosus, 1424 nucleotides. NCBI's taxonomy places the organism in Eukaryota, Metazoa, Rotifera, Eurotatoria, Philodinida, Philodinidae. The record is from the annotation of a GenBank genome assembly.